Messenger RNA from Chanos chanos (milkfish), 795 nucleotides. Its product is annotated as claudin-10-like. The coding region runs from base 1 to 795 and encodes 264 amino acids. Gene Ontology annotation, molecular function: structural molecule activity. The record is from RefSeq and is a predicted model, not a curated record. Lineage: Eukaryota; Metazoa; Chordata; Actinopteri; Gonorynchiformes; Chanidae. The transcript has 5 exons. Gene Ontology annotation, cellular component: bicellular tight junction; membrane.
AUGAGAAAAAGACUAAUCCAGAUCUUUGGCUUCCUUAUCUCAACACUAGGAUGGCUUUUUGUGAGCUGCACCAUGGCAAUGGAUUAUUGGAGGAUUGUAUCUAUUGGUGGCCAAGGAGGAUCUUGGAUCAUCAAAGCUGCCUGGUACUGGUCCAAUCUGUGGAGAGAUUGUUUUACUGACACAACUGCUGUGACCAACUGCCGUGAUUAUGAUGUCUUGUGGUCUGUCACGCCCUAUGUUCAAGCAGUCAGAGGUCUGCUAAUGAUUGGCAUGAGCAUGGGCUUCUUUGGUGCCAUCUUUUGUUUUGUGGGGAUGGAGUGUACUUACAUCGGUGGGAGUGAGAAGACCAACGACAAAAUGCUUUUGGUUGGAGCCAUCUUCCAUUUUUUUGGUGGUUUGUCGGACAUUACUGCAUAUUGUGUGUACAUAAACAGAGUCGCAAGAGUUACAUUUGCACGAUCUGUAGAGAGAGGCGUCCUAAGGUAUGGGAUUGGAACUCCCAUUUUUCUUGGCUUGGUGGGUAGUUUCUUCAUUAUCCUGGGAGCUGUUCUUUACACUGUGACUGUCUACAGGGUCAUCUUCCCCAAGAGAGUGGUUUAUGCUAUCGCACCAAGAACUUACAUGGCUCCCCGGGCAAACAGUAGGGUCUACUACGGCAAGCCUUACUCUGCAUAUUAUGGACUAUCGAGGCAAUCCCGGCUCUCAAAAGGCUCCAGCAUAACCACCAGCUCACAAAUCUCCAGGAUUAGCCAGAUUUCAGACAAACAAACGUCAGAGAGGGAUGCUUUCGUGUAA